This is a messenger RNA of Neltuma alba, 822 nucleotides long. RefSeq names its product chaperone protein DnaJ-like. Gene Ontology annotation, cellular component: cytoplasm; nucleus. The record is from RefSeq and is a predicted model, not a curated record. Gene Ontology annotation, molecular function: protein folding chaperone; protein-folding chaperone binding. NCBI's taxonomy places the organism in Eukaryota, Viridiplantae, Streptophyta, Magnoliopsida, Fabales, Fabaceae.
UGUAGUUCACGGGGUUGGAAGAGCCUCCAGAGGUUUCUGGUCAGUAUUUCUUAGCAACGUAUAAGUCAGAGAAAAUCGUGGGGAAGGACGGCGCUAAUCUUUGGAUGAACUUGAGAAAUGGAGGGCAAUGAGGCCAGGCGCGUGCUGGGCUUCGCGCCCAAUUCACGCCCUAGGCCCUCUGAGGUUAAAGCAGCCUACAAAAAGAAGAUAUGGGAGGCUCAUCCUGAUCUGUUUCCGGCCCAUGAAAAGCCUCAGGCAGAGUCCAGGUUCAAACUGAUUUCCCAAGCUUAUGCAUGCCUGCUGUCUGGUGGAAGAGGAGAUGCUCUAAAUUCAGCUGAGUAUUCAAGAGUCGUGAGAACUGGAGUCCCAAGGGCUACUGGAGGGAGGAAAAAUCAUCCUUUAAUUAAACUACCCUUUAUUCUUAUUCUGGGAACGGCUGCACUUGGAGGUGUAAAUGCUGCAAGGGCUUACAAAAAGCAAAAGGAAGACUACCCUUCGCACAAUCCAUUUCUUCCUUGACGCCUAGCAAAGACCAUCAUGCUUUUUCGGGGAUUACACGUUUGUGUGUCUUGUAGAGGUGUCCUGGAGCUAGUGACUUUGUUGGAGGCAGAAUGACUAAGGUCUCUUGCCUUGUCUUCUGAUACAGGUUAAUCCUUCUGAUUAGGGGUAUUCUUUCUAAUAAACAAUAAUAGAAUGACAAAGAUAGAGGGGAAAAAAAAUUUAAAGAUUGUUCUAAAUACAAUAUACUACCUCCUGCACUUAAUAUAAGGACUAGUUGGAGGGUUGAGUUUGGUCUUAAAUAUAAGACUUUAAUUCAUUUUA